AUGCAAGACAUGGAGAAGAACGACUCCUCCCAUUCCCGGAUCGAGGAUAUCAGAGUGAAGUUCUCUGAAGACCAUGGCAUUCCGUCCACCAACCUCGAGGCCGAAGCCAGCCUUCGAAAGAAGUUCGAUAAGCGGGUCCUACCUUUAGCAAUUCUUAUCUAUCUUAUGGCCUUUAUCGACCGGACCAAUAUGGGCAACGCCAGAAUUCUUGGAAUGCAGGAAGAUCUUAAACUUGUUGGGUACCGUUUCAAUAUUGCGUUAACCGCAUUCUUCGUGACCUAUGUGCUCUUUGAAAUCCCGGCGAACAUACUGUGCAAGAAAUUCGGACCCCGUUAUUGGCUCAGCUUUCUAACCUUCGGGUUUGGUCUGAUUACCAUGUGCAUUGCCUUUACGCAGAGUUUCCAGGCUCUCAUUGUAACCAGAGUCUUACUGGGGGUCUUCGAAGCUGGCAUCCUGCCUGGUAUUAUCUUUACCUUCAGCAAAUUCUACCGACGUUACGAAAUCACCUUCCGCGUUGGAGUCAUGGCAUCAUUCGCGUCACUUAGCGGAUCCUUUGGUGGUCUCCUAGCCACCGGGCUAUCCAAAAUACCGAGCAGCAGUCACCUGGACAGUUGGAGAUACAUCUUCCUCUUCGAGGGCAUAAUAACAAUGGCCGUUGGUGCUCUGGUCCUCGCGCUGAUGCCGAACGACCCUUCUUCGGCCAGCUUCUUGACCACAGAAGAGAGGAUCAUCGGUGCCGAUCGUAUUGCAGCUGAAGCAAUGACGAAGGGCUAUGAGCAUAUGACCCUCCGUGUUUUCAAACGGGCGCUUAUAAACCUGAAUACUCAACUCAUCGCGCUCGGGAUUUGUUGCUCACUUCUUGCCAUGAACUCUGUUGCUCUCUUCAUGCCGACUCUACUCAGGGGAAUGGGUUACUCAUCAAUUCGCUCUCAGCUCCUCACGGUCCCACCUUACGCCAUCGGUACAAUCGUCUGUAUCGUCGCCGCCUAUAUAUCUGAUCGGCUUCGCACCCGAGGGCCGGUUCUCCUUGUGAUUGCGCCAUGCAUUGUUGUUGGGUUCGUUCUCCUCUCCGCGGUGCAAACCGUGGGCGUCAAAUACUUCGCCAUCUGUCUGGCUACGCUGGGGGCAUUCACCAGCAGCCCGAUUCUGUUGGCUUGGAGUGUGGACAACGCCGCUGGCCCGGCUGUCCGUGCCAUAGUCUCGGCGUAUUGCGUGGGCUUGGGAAGCGUGGGCGCUAUUGUCUCGACCUGGACUUAUCUCCCGAAAGAUGCACCCAGAUAUCUGCAGGGACAUCUGGUCAAUUUGGGGUUCGGCUGUAUGCUAUUCGCCCUAGUCACGAUUCUAACCUUCUACCUGAGGUGGGAGAAUCGCCAAAGGGCAAACGGGAGGAGGGACUGGAGGUUGGAAAACGCAAGUGAGGAAGAAGUGAAUCAAUUGGGUCACUCGCAUCCAGCCUUCAGGUAUACACCUUGA
Molecule: messenger RNA, 1473 nt
Organism: Coniosporium apollinis CBS 100218
Lineage: Eukaryota; Fungi; Ascomycota; Dothideomycetes
Exons: 3
Coding region: 1-1473 (490 amino acids)
Biological process (GO): transmembrane transport
Cellular component (GO): membrane
Molecular function (GO): transmembrane transporter activity
Source: RefSeq, a predicted model, not a curated record